GGUUAUCGCAUUCCUUUUAUUUCAUGGCCUCCUAGCGCUUUUUUCUGUAACAAUAGGUCUGCCUUAGAUCACGCCAGUUUUUUUGACAGUGCUAUUUCUGAUCUGCUUCUUGCGGGUUCCGUUAUCGAAGUCUUUACGCCUCCCACAGUUCUCAAUCCUUUAACGGUAUCCGUUAACUCUGUGGGAAAGCGCCGCCUUAUUCUCGACCUCCGUCACGUCAAUAAGUUUAUUCCUAAAGUUAAGUUUAAAAUGGAGGAUAGUAGGACUUUUCUUAAUUAUGUACACUCGCCAGGUUAUAUGUUUAAAUUCGAUAUGAAGUCUGGGUAUCACCAUGUAAGCAUUCAUGAGGAAUCUCAAACAUUUUUAGGCUUUCAGUGGCCCCUUGGUAGCUUUGUAGAGCCCAGGUUUUUUGUUUUCGCCGUGCUCCCGUUUCGUCUCUCGUCAGCGCCUUACGUGUUCACAAAGGCAUUGGCGCUCCUGGGGCAUACCCUUGGUCUUGUAUUUAGACGACAGCGCCGGAUACCUCCAUGCUUUUUCGGUAGCUCAGAGUACUGCUUCGGCUGUUAGAUCCGAUUUGGCCAACGCAGUCGUGGUCGCCAAUGAGGAGAAAUCUAUUUGGGUUCCUACCCAGGUUUUGGAAUGGUUGGGCAUUGUCUGGGAUCUUUCGUGUGGCCGCAUAAUUAUUCCUCACCGCCGCAUUGUCAAGUUGCUUAUGGCACUCCUAUCACUAAAAUCUGGGUCUCGCUCCGUUAUCCCACGCGUGGUUGCCUCUGUUACAGGGCAAAUUAUUUCCCUCACCCCUGGUUAUGGCAACAUUACACUCCCUAUGUCCCGAUUCCUCCAAUCAUUCGUCAAACUUCAUAGCGGGUGGGAUUGUCCUUUGGAUUUUAGGUCCUAUCAGUUUUUCUCUGAAUGCCUUCAGGAAAUUGAUUUCUGGCUCUCUAACUGUGCCAGACUCAAUGGGAGG
Messenger RNA from Porites lobata, 967 nucleotides. Lineage: Eukaryota; Metazoa; Cnidaria; Anthozoa; Scleractinia; Poritidae. The record is from the annotation of a GenBank genome assembly.